Messenger RNA from Eublepharis macularius, 4256 nucleotides. It is a transcript of the gene MACROD2, whose product is annotated as mono-ADP ribosylhydrolase 2. Bases 126 to 1439 code for a protein of 437 amino acids. Gene Ontology annotation, molecular function: ADP-ribosylglutamate-[protein] hydrolase activity. Gene Ontology annotation, biological process: purine nucleoside metabolic process; DNA damage response; peptidyl-glutamate ADP-deribosylation. Gene Ontology annotation, cellular component: nucleoplasm. The transcript has 18 exons. Lineage: Eukaryota; Metazoa; Chordata; Lepidosauria; Squamata; Eublepharidae. The record is from RefSeq and is a predicted model, not a curated record.
CCCGCUCCCGGCCCGCCGCCGCCGCCUCCUCCUCGGCUGACCGACGCCGCCCGGGCCCGCGCGCUUCCCUCCCCGCCCGAAGCCUGGGGAACCUGCAGCUCAAAGCCGCCGCCAGCCACAGCGCCAUGUACCCCGGCAACAAGCGGAAAAAGCUCUGGAGGGAAGAGAAAGAACGGUUGUUGAAGAUGACACUGGAAGAAAGGCGUAAAGAAUACUUACGGGAGUAUGUUGCUCUGAAAGAUAUCCCAACAUGGAUGGAAGAAAUGAAUAAGAAUCAAAAUGAAGAAGAGAACUCUAAAGAAACUUUGCCAGUGAAGAAAAGUCUAAGCGAGAAAGUCUGUCUUUACAGAGGUGAUAUUACAUUGCUUGAGACUGAUGCCAUAGUAAAUGCAGCUAAUUCAAGUCUUCUUGGGGGUGGCGGAGUGGAUGGUUGUAUACACAGAGCUGCCGGGCCCUGCCUAGUCGCUGAAUGUCGCAACCUGAUUGGCUGUGCAACCGGAGAAGCGAAAAUCACUUGUGGGUACGACCUUCCCGCGAAAUAUGUCAUUCAUACAGUGGGUCCUAUUGCACGAGGGCACAUUAGUGAUUCCCAUAAAGAAGACCUGGCAAAUUGCUACAAAUCUUCACUGAAACUGGCAAAAGAGAACCUCAUCCGAUCUAUUGCGUUCCCGUGUAUUUCAACAGGAAUUUAUGGGUUUCCGAACGAGCCAGCUGCAGUCAUUGCGCUUACCACGAUCAAGGAAUGGUUAAGCAAGAAUUAUCACGAGAUGGAUCGUGUCAUUUUUUGUGUAUUUUUGGAGGUUGACUACAAGAUUUACAAGAAGAAAAUGAAUGAGUUCUUCCCAACAGAUGAAGACAAUGAGCAAGAGAGUGAAACGAACGAGAAAACAGAGGGAGCGGAGCAGCAAAGCCGUCCUCCGUCACCCAUGAAAUGCAAACCGAAGCAAUCAGGAACCCUGGAGGAGGAUAAUGAAGCAGGUGACAAUGACACAGAGCCCAAAUGCAGCACCGAUGAAAUUGAGAGUCAAGACGCAGACUCAUCCCAACAUUCCAAAGCGACGCAAGAGCAUCUCCCGCUGCCUCCUGCCGUCUGCGAACAAGACCAACCUGUUGCAGGACUCCAAGAUGAUUCCACAGAGGAUGAAAUGAAUACUCAGGCAGAAUCUCAAAUCUCCUACAUGGAUGCAGAAGACUCUUCAGUAACCCAAGAGGCGAAAAUAGCAGAAGACAAACCCCUGGUUCCUGAAGUAGAUAAAAAUAAUCAAGAAGACAAAGGGGAAGAAAAAGGAAUACAGCCACAAGGGAAAGAGAAGCAGACUGCAGAGCCAGCGCAACCUGAAAGCCCAUGUGAUACAGAAAAUGCUUCAAGUAUUGACGUUGAAAUGAAUAGUCAGGUUGAAACCAUAGCUGAACCUACAGAAUCCCAGACUGAGAAUUAAUUGUAGACCAAGAAGAGAAGAGAACCAAGCGGUGAAACGUGAACUGCAGCCAUGGGUGCAUGAUACAACCACAUUCUGACUAGCAGAUGACAGCACACCAUGGAGUGCAAAAUGGGAAGGGGGAGGGGAUUAGGGGAGGGUGAUUCCAGGGCAGUGAUUCUUUACCUUUCUUUCUCAUCUCUAUUUGUUUUUGCUCAGUAAACAAUGUUGAAGUUUCUCUACUUCGGUUGCAGCACUUCUGUUAAGUUUUCUUUGCUUCAGCCCUGCAUUUUUCUUGUACCCUUCCUCUGAAAUUCUAAGGCAACGUGUGGAAAGGGGGUCCAUUUUUGAAACUGAACGUGGUAACAGAGAUCUAACCUCCAUCAUGACCCCAACCAAACAACGAUGCAGACAAUACUAGUCCUUUUCCCCCUCUGCCAGGCCGAAUGCUUGUUAGGCUACUUCCUGCUGCCCCCACAGAAUGGUAAAAGAAUUAGGAGCCUGAGGUGCGAAUAAACACUCAGGGCCAAUUCAAACGUUGCAGCCCCCGUGGAAUCUGCCAGGGAAACAUUUGCAUGCGGCAGAAGACCUGAAGCUGAAAAGCCCUUCCGUAUGGAGAGGCGCUAUUGGGCUGGCCUAGCGCAGCCGAUGAGAGGCUUGCAGACAUUACGAGUCCUCCGCCGUGCAGCGACAGCAUUGAGCGGCCCUCUUUUGAGGGUCUGUAAUGUUCGAAUUGGCCCUCAGACUAACUUUUAAACAAAGCCCAUGUGGAUGAAUCAGGUCACGUGGAUGUCACCCCCAGGGCAGAGAGGACAUGUGUGGGAGGGAGCAUCAGUUUUUCAAAGGAUGCCUAGAAAAACACCAUUCUUGUUCAGAAAGGAAGGUCACUCUGGUUUUCAGACACUGAACAAGUUGGCUUCUUCUUCACAUCUUGCUUUGUGAGUGUCUCAGAGGAAUUAUAUUCCCCCCGCCCCCGCUGUUUUUUUCUGGACCAUUCGUAUGACAAUCAAGCGAGAGAAUUUUUAAAUCUCCACAGUUGGCAAAUUCUUUGCUGUGUUGCCUUCUCACAGCACACAGCAUUUUAUCUGCACCCCUAGGGGUACUAUCACAAAGCUUACUAUUAUGUUGUCUGCGACUGGGUUGUAUCUCUGUUGUAUCUGGACCUUUGGGCACUAAUGUGCCUCAUGUUUUUCAGUGCCCUGGGAGUCAGAGAGAUAUCAGACAUUUGGCAUCUCACACAGGAUAAAAUAUGGCUUGUGGUGUUAAUGUCUUGUCAACCCUUCUUGUAUUUUCAACGGCACCCAUAAAAAUGCAAUUAACAGUUAUUUGAUGAGGAAUGUUGUACCAUAUGUCAUCUGUUCUGCCAGAAAAUGCUGUGUGCAACUUAAAAAACCAAGAAUUUUUAUGUUCAUUUUUCCAGCCACACUGUAAAUUAAAUGGAUACCCUACUUGCAAGAUUGAAAGAGCACCCAGCGUGGGUCCAGGGUUUGAUAUUCUGUAAACUAUUUUCCAACUGCUGUUAGAAACAAUUAGAAUAAUGUUUUUGUAUUAUGAGAUUCGGGCUUUGCUUAAUUAUGCAUCUUCCAAAUACAGCAGCUUUCAAACUCCUAAAAUAAUGACUUGCUAGCUUGAAAAAAAAGAAAGAGAAAAUGUAGGGGUGUGUGCAUGAGUGUUUGGGAACCUUGCAGCCCCCCCCCCUUUGAUCAGUUUUUCACAACAUGAAUCUAGACAGAGGCAAUGAAUUUCUUUAUAUGGAAAUAAUUUGUUCGUAACAUGCCAUUGGCAUACAUGUGUUCAUUGUAAUACUGAGAAUAUGAGAAAGGUUGAUUCAAUUUCAGAGGCCUGGUUUCAGACACGUGACUUGCCAUUUUCUUAUUUGGAACUGCAGAGCUAUAUAUCUUAAGAAUUUUUUUUAAAGUAAGUAAAAUAACAUGGUCAAUAAGAAAAUUCCCAUUUUCUUUUGGCUAAUACUACAGAGGCAAACACAAAUACAGUCUGGAUAGAUUUCGUUAGAGCUUAGAGAAGAACGCACUGUAGGUUCAAUAGGAGAUAUUAAAAUGUGUGAGGUCUUUUAUUAACACAGGGAUUUACGGACAUGGAAAAGAUAUUUCCCCCUCCCCUCUGCCACCAGCAUCCACAGUGCAUUAUGGAAAAUAGAGAAUAGAGACCCUGUCUUCGUGGAAUUUUUCUGGGGUGUCUCUUUAAUGUUCUCUGAUGAUGAACAAGGCUCCUUCCUCUGUAAAAGUUUACAGAGUAGACGUCUGUUAAUACUGGGCCACAUAUUAUUUGCUGCACCUAAUUGUAAAUCUCUCCCUGAAGCACUGAAAAAGCCUCUCUCUUUUUGUGAAUUACCCCUGUUUCUGCUUUGUGGCUUGAUUUAAAAAAAAACACACAGAGAGACAUUUCUCUAUAUGCCACGCAUGUCUGCUUUGCUUUUCAAAUGACAAAGUUAGCAAAAUAUGUUGGAUAUAUUUUCUUGGGAAAUAGGAUUUUUAUCAUACAAUUCAUCAAGGAUUUGCCUUACCCAGACAUUUGUGAUAUAAAGGAAGUCAGGAAGAAAAGUAAUUUUCUUGAUCAAAAAAUAUGUUUUUACUUCAAUGCAAAUAAAUGUAGUCUCUUGCUUGCAAAAUAUCUUCUAGCAUAAAAUAUAAACAGCUACGUAGGGUUAACACAAACCUCUUCUGUUAAUCUGACAUUUAAAUGCUGUAUUUGCUGAUGAAUCUGUUCUUUUCCUUUUGUCUGUGCCAUACAUAAAUGAAAACUCAAAACAAAUGAUGCCUUCAUACUAAAAUGUUUGUUAAAAUCAAAAAUCAGAAUAAAACCUGUUCUGAGGAUGAA